AUGCGAAUGACCACGCUAAGCCGCGCAGUUACAUUGGGCCUGCACGUUUACGGCGUCUGGCCUUACGUACCAUCUACCAUAUUGUUCCGAUUCUACUGGAUCGUGACGCUCAUCGUGACUCACGUUUUUCAAUAUCGAUAUUUGAUAAUAAAUGUUCAUGCAGACAACAUUUCCCAAUUUAUGGACGGAAUGAGUAGCACACUGGCAUCUACUUUGCUUUUCAUCAAACUCGUUAUUUUGUGGGUCAAGCAACGAAUAUUUUUCGAUAUCUUACAAAUGAUGACUACGGAUUGGCAAGACUACAACUCGAAUCACCAUAGUUCACGCGUGCUGACGAAUACGGCGAAUCUGGCAUGCCGCACUUCGACGUGGAUCAUCGGCAUACAAGUGGCUUCCGUAACUUUUUAUAGUGCCGGUGUUCUCGCGGCUAACGUAGCUAAUCCUGAGAGAAUAGAACCGCACACGCGAGAACUUAUUUUCAAAAUGGCGUUGCCUUUUAAUAUUAGUACGGAAGUCAAAUACGUUAUAAUUCAGUCAGUUGAAUUUUAUCAUCUGUUGUCGCUAAGCUACGGCAUGGCAAUUGUAAAUUUAUUUCUAAUAACUUUGAUACUUCAUGUCGGUGGCCAAAUCGACAUUCUUUGUGAAUGGUUGACAAAUGCUUUCUCCAGAAAUGUGCCACGUUCAUCAAAAAAGAUCACAAUGCGAUCAAUAAUCACAAAGCAUCAGCAGAUUAUUUUAUUUGCAGAAAAUGUUGAAAAUCUCUACACGUACAUUGCGCUAAUGCUGAUUGUAUCAGACACGCUCAUUAUAUGUUGUUUAGGAUUUGUUAUUGCUAUCUCUCUUGAUGCGCCCGAUGUUGCUACAAUUUUAGUCAAGUCUAUAUUAUUUUACAUCGCGAUGAAUCUUGAAGCUUUUAUAUAUUGUUUUGCUGGCGAAUAUUUAAGCGAAAAGAGUAAGAUGAUCGGACAUGCAGCGUACAAUUCUGUUUGGUAUGACUGUCCAACUACGGAGAAACGAAUUAUAUUGUUUGUUAUUAUAAGAUCACAAAAAACAUUGACGAUCACGAGCGGAAGAAUCAUGGUCUUGUCGUUGGAACGAUUUACUAGCGUUAUAAAAGCAUCGGCGUCGUACAUUUCAGUCCUAUUAGCAAUGUACUGA
This is a messenger RNA of Pseudomyrmex gracilis, 1158 nucleotides long. RefSeq names its product putative odorant receptor 92a. Gene Ontology annotation, molecular function: odorant binding; olfactory receptor activity. The coding region runs from base 1 to 1158 and encodes 385 amino acids. NCBI's taxonomy places the organism in Eukaryota, Metazoa, Arthropoda, Insecta, Hymenoptera, Formicidae. Gene Ontology annotation, biological process: detection of chemical stimulus involved in sensory perception of smell; sensory perception of smell. The record is from RefSeq and is a predicted model, not a curated record. Gene Ontology annotation, cellular component: plasma membrane. The transcript is spliced from 6 exons.